UUGACUUUUGCUUCGAUCAACAUUAAUUGUUGUUUUGAAGAUAGUUUGCUAAAAUCCUACGAUCACUUACCUACUCAGUGUUUAUUCUUUGUUCAUAACAAUAAGAAUAAAAACGUUGUUUAAAUAAGUUUCUUCAAUAGAAUACUAUUUUUUAAUUUUAUAAAUGGCAGAUGAGGAGUACGAAGCCGAUGAUGGUGGUGCAGAUUAUGACGACAUUGCAGAAGAAGAUGAUAACAUUGAAGAAACAGAAGAACAGGAAGAAGAUGGCUAUAAUGUGCAAUGUCUGGCUUUGGGACAGGCUGGCGGUGGAGUUGACAAAUCUAAACGUAUAACUACUCGGUACAUGACCAAAUAUGAGCGCGCGAGAGUUUUAGGAACCAGAGCUUUGCAAAUAGCAAUGUGUGCUCCUGUCAUGGUGGAACUUGAAGGAGAAACUGAUCCAUUACAAAUAGCCAUGAAAGAGUUGAAGCAUGGUAAAAUUCCCAUCAUAAUUCGAAGAUAUUUACCGGAUCAUUCAUAUGAAGACUGGAGCAUAGAUGAACUCAUAAUCAUAGAUCAAUAAAAUUAAUUAUAAAAUAUGUUUACAUUAAGAAAUCUUUCUAACUUUUAUAAAUUAUUUUACAUUUCAAAUUUGAAUUCAAUCUCAUCAUCAUAAAAGUAAAUUAGGUAUUGAAACUCAAAUAUUUACUGUUGAUUGAGAGAUUGAAUUUUUUAAAUAAAUAAAAAUAAAAAAUAAAAAUGUGUUUUUAUAGAAGACCUAAGCUGAUCAAAGUUUGAGAGUAACCUUUCUAUAAUUUUAAUUGGCUAUAUUGAUCUGAUGAGAGAGGAUUUGCUGGGUGCAAGCAGUGUAGGACCGAUCGUUGUGAGAGAUCAUGCGAGGCUUGGGGGAAACUUAUGUCCAGCAGUGGGUUGAUAGAUACUGAUCUGCACAUUUUGCAAUUUAUGAAGUAUUGUAAUAUGAUUAGAAAGAGGGAGUUAUGGUAUUUCUUCAAAUAAAAAUAAUGAUAAUUAAAGAAUUAAAUGUAAAUGUGUUUUCUCGUCGGAGCCUCGGAUGUGACUAUUUAAGUAUUGCCCUUAUUAUUUGCUCAGCUGCUUACUUCGUCAAAUAUUCAAUAUAUCACGUUUGAUGUGGUUAAGGGCUGUUUAUAAUCUUAUAAGUUUUUCAGGGGCUUUUUACUUAUAUUGUUUUGAGAGUGUCUAAAUAAAUA
Messenger RNA from Bombyx mandarina (wild silkworm), 1208 nucleotides. It is a transcript of the gene RpII18, whose product is annotated as RNA polymerase II subunit RpII18. Gene Ontology annotation, biological process: transcription by RNA polymerase II; transcription by RNA polymerase I; tRNA transcription by RNA polymerase III. NCBI's taxonomy places the organism in Eukaryota, Metazoa, Arthropoda, Insecta, Lepidoptera, Bombycidae. Gene Ontology annotation, molecular function: DNA binding. Gene Ontology annotation, cellular component: RNA polymerase I complex; nucleus; RNA polymerase II, core complex. The record is from RefSeq and is a predicted model, not a curated record.